Messenger RNA from Aureobasidium uvarum, 2091 nucleotides. The record is from the annotation of a GenBank genome assembly. NCBI's taxonomy places the organism in Eukaryota, Fungi, Ascomycota, Dothideomycetes, Dothideales, Saccotheciaceae.
CCUCAACCGUCGAAGAUGGCUGCAAUGCGGACAUUGCAGAUUUUUCUGCUCCCAUAUCUUUUGUCCCUCAUCACUCCUGUUCACAGCUUCCUGAACGCAACAGAAAAUGCAAAGGCCUUGGUCAUCGCCAACGACCGCCUCUACGCCUCCGUCAACAGAUCCACAGGAAUAAUGGACAUACUCACCCUCGAUGGCCAAAACUUGCUCGGCACAAAAGAGUACAAUGAAGUCACUCCCGGAGGCAAUGCCGCUGGUCAAAAUGGCAUAGGACCAUAUUUGGAUUGCUACUGCGUGCCUUCUGGUUCUUAUACGCCUGGCAAGUAUGCAACGUUCAAGCUGUUCAAUGGCAGUGAUUCUACUGGCGUACCUUAUGGUGGUGUGCUUAUGUCUGAGGUGUAUCCGUUGACUGGACAGGUGUUGGAGCAGUAUUGGUUUUUGAGAGAGACCGAGACGGGGCUGCAUACUUUCUCGCGUCUUGCUUACUAUAAUGAGACGAAGCCGUUUUUGAGUAGAAAUUUGCAAGAGUUCAGAACACUGUUCAGACCAACUACGCCGUUGUGGACCCAUCUUUCUACCAACGAGAAGAUCCAUGCUCCUUUGCCUUCUUCUGAUACUCUCAAGUACUCCAGGACAGUGCAAGACGCAACAUGGUAUCUUGGCAAUUACACUGAUGCACCAUACGUCGAGCAAUUUGCCGAUUACUUUACAAAGUACACCUUUUCAGACGAGUGGAGAGACCACAAAGUCCACGGAAUAUACGGCGAUGGCUCCAAUAGCAGGGAUGGUUCAACCUUUGGUGCUUGGCUGGUUAUGAACACGGUAGAUACCUACUUUGGCGGUCCUACACACUCUGAUUUGACUGUGGAUGGUAUUGUCUAUAACUAUAUCUCCUCGAACCACCACGGAGAUAAUGUCCCCAAUAUCACAACCGGCUUCGACAGAACAUUCGGACCUCAAUACUUCCACUUCAACAAAGGCUCCAACACAACCACUAUGGCGGAGCUGCGUGCAGAAGCUGAGCAUUUUGCAUCUCCCACCUGGAACACCGCUUUCUAUGACUCCAUCGCUCAUCUGGUACCAAACUACAUCCCCUCGACGCAAAGGUCGACUUGGAAAGGACGUAUUGAUUUGCCCAAAGGUGCCCAGCGUCCUAUUGCCGUGCUUGCUCAGAAUGGUGUGGACUUUCAAGAUAACGUUUUAGACACCAAGGCAUACCAGUAUUGGGGCGAUAUUGACAGAAAAGGUAACAUCGAGAUCCCGAUGGUCAAGCCUGGUACUUAUCGUCUGACUGUGUAUGCCGACGGCAUCUUUGGCCAAUACAUUCAGGACAAUGUCGUGGUUGCAGUUGGUAAGGUUACAACAACAAAGGUCAAGUGGCGCGAGGAAUCUGCUGGUAAAGAGUUAUGGCGCAUCGGCACUCCUGACCGCAGCAGCGGAGAGUACAGGCAUGGUGACCAGCCUGACCCAAGCAAACCUCUGCAUCCUCCAGAAUACAGAAUCUAUUGGGCGAAUUGGGACUUCCCAACUGAUUACCCUGAGGGGGUCACAUUCGAAGUCGGCAAAAGCGAUGAGAGCAAAGACUUCAACUAUGGUAUGUUGUCCUGCUUUUGGCGUAUCUCUAUUCUGACACAGGCAUANGUUCAUUGGAGUGUCUUUGGUGGAUAUGCAAACUCCGUAAGGCCAGAUCCGUACUAUGAGAACGUCAAUAACUGGACUGUGUUGUUCGACGCGAAGAAGAGCGACCUGAAGAAAGCAAAAGACGCAACGCUCACCGUGAGUCAUCGAUUACCUGCAAAGAUUAGUGCAAAAACAGCUGCCGGCAAUACAGACAACUGUAAUGCGACACAACCGUGGAACAACCUGCCGCUGACAGUGGUCAUGAAUGGGAACGAAAUUGAGCCAUGGGAUAUACCGUCUGCAGUAGUUUGCUAUGCUCUCGCUCACAAGUACAAGUUUGACGCCAAUCUCAUAAAGGAAGGCCAGAACAAGAUGAUCUUGAGCUUGCCAUUUAAUGCGACAGAUUACGAGAGUGCGGUUCUUCCGAGAAGCACAUACGUGCAGUACGACAGCUUGCGUUUGGAGAUCAGAUAG